AUGGCCAUUAAAGAUAGAGUAAAGAGAAUUUCAAGAGUGUUUAAUCCUGAUUCAAAAGAGGCUAAAGCUCACAAGACUGAUACUACUACUGGUACUGCCGUUGCUGCUGCUGCUGCUGGAGAACAAAAAGAGGGACAGGAAGUUCCUAUCACCACUACUGAUGAUGUUGAUGCUGCUGAACCACAAGCUGAAGUUACAGCUGACAGAGAAGGUGUAAUUGAACCAGUUGAUAAAUCAACUGAGGGUGAAGCUAAUGCUACCAAAUUACCAGUAGCUGAAGAUGCUCCUGAAGUUGCACAAGUGACUCAACCAGCUGAAGAAACCACUAAUGCCAAGAAGGAUGCCGAAUCAACAACACCUGGUUCUGCUGCUGGUGCUGCUCCAGUUACUACAGCCCCUGUUGAGAUUACAGAAGGAACACCAAUUGAGUUGGAAGACACAGCAACCUCCAUAGAAGCUUCUACUAAGGCAGCUACAGCCACUGCUGAACCAACUACUAAUAAUGCUGCUGCUGAAUCUGCAGGUACAACCGAAGAGAUUAGCCCAGCAGAUGAUAAGAUUGCUGAAGCUGAAGAAUCUUCAGCAGCAGCAGUUGCUGCACCACCAGUCACUGAAGGAGUUGAAAAUAAAUCAACAUCAACUCAACAAACGAAAAAGACUGAUUUUUUCAAGAAGUUGUAUGCUAAAUUUAGAAAACCAGUUAUUGCAAACUAG
Lodderomyces margitis is the source of this 714-nucleotide messenger RNA. RefSeq lists its product as uncharacterized. The coding region runs from base 1 to 714 and encodes 237 amino acids. The transcript has a single exon. The record is from RefSeq and is a predicted model, not a curated record. NCBI's taxonomy places the organism in Eukaryota, Fungi, Ascomycota, Pichiomycetes, Serinales, Debaryomycetaceae.